Suncus etruscus (white-toothed pygmy shrew) is the source of this 2832-nucleotide messenger RNA. It is a transcript of the gene DPYSL5, whose product is annotated as dihydropyrimidinase like 5. The transcript is spliced from 13 exons. NCBI's taxonomy places the organism in Eukaryota, Metazoa, Chordata, Mammalia, Eulipotyphla, Soricidae. Gene Ontology annotation, cellular component: cytoplasm; cytosol. The record is from RefSeq and is a predicted model, not a curated record. Gene Ontology annotation, molecular function: hydrolase activity, acting on carbon-nitrogen (but not peptide) bonds, in cyclic amides. Bases 176 to 1870 code for a protein of 564 amino acids.
CUGCACCCCGCGCGAUCGAGCGAUCGAGCGAGCCAGAGAGCCAGAGAUCCAGCCAGCGCGCGCUCCUGGAGCCGCCGCCCCUGCGCCCCGCAGGCCGGUGGAGACGCGAGGACGGACGGGCAGACGGGCAGAAGGAUAACGGACCAUCGAGCGGGCUUGGCAUCGUGCAGAGACCAUGCUUGCCAACUCAGCCAGCGUGCGGAUCCUCAUCAAGGGCGGCAAAGUGGUGAACGAUGACUGCACCCACGAAGCCGAUGUCUACAUCGAGAAUGGGAUCAUCCAGCAGGUGGGCCGCGAGCUCAUGAUCCCCGGCGGCGCCAAGGUGAUCGAUGCCACCGGGAAGCUGGUCAUCCCUGGUGGCAUAGACACCAGCACGCACUUCCACCAGACCUUCAUGAAUGCCACGUGUGUGGAUGACUUCUACCAUGGCACCAAGGCUGCGCUGGUGGGUGGCACCACCAUGGUCAUUGGCCUGGUGUUACCUGACAAGGAGGCCUCGCUCGUGGAAGCCUACGAGAGGUGCCGGGCACUGGCUGACCCCAAGGUCUGCUGUGACUAUGCGCUCCAUGUGGGGAUCACCUGGUGGGCUGCCAAGGUGAAAGCAGAAAUGGAGACUCUGGUGAGGGAGAAGGGCGUCAACUCCUUUCAGAUGUUCAUGGCCUACAAGGACCUGUACAUGCUGCGGGACAAUGAGCUGUACCAAGUGCUGCAUGCCUGCAAGGAUAUCGGAGCCAUCGCCCGAGUGCAUGCUGAGAAUGGGGAGCUGGUGGCUGAGGGUGCUAAGGAGGCGCUCGACUUGGGGAUCACAGGCCCGGAAGGAAUCGAGAUCAGCCGUCCAGAGGAGGUGGAAGCGGAAGCCACACAUCGCGUCAUCACCAUUGCCAACAGGACUCACUGUCCCAUCUACCUGGUGAGCGUGUCCAGCAUCUCAGCCGGGGAUGUGAUCGCAGCUGCUAAGAUGCAAGGGAAGGUAGUGCUGGCCGAGACCACCACGGCCCAUGCCACGCUGACGGGUCUGCACUACUAUCACCAGGACUGGUCCCACGCAGCCGCCUACGUCACAGUGCCACCCCUGAGGCUGGAUACCAACACCUCCACUUACCUCAUGAGCUUGCUAGCCAAUGAUACUCUGAACAUUGUGGCUUCGGACCACCGUCCUUUCACCACAAAGCAGAAGGCCAUGGGCAAGGAGGACUUUACCAAGAUCCCACACGGUGUCAGCGGCGUCCAGGACCGCAUGAGCGUCGUCUGGGAGCGAGGAGUGGUGGGAGGCAAGAUGGACGAAAAUCGUUUUGUGGCUGUCACCAGCUCUAAUGCCGCAAAGAUUCUCAACCUGUAUCCCCGCAAGGGCCGUAUCAUCCCUGGAGCCGACGCCGACGUGGUGGUGUGGGACCCAGAAGCCACCAAGACCAUCUCGGCCAGCACCCAGGUGCAGGGAGGCGACUUCAACCUCUACGAGAACAUGCGCUGCCACGGUGUCCCGUUGGUCACCAUCAGCCGGGGCCGAGUCGUGUAUGAAAAUGGCGUCUUCAUGUGUGCUGAGGGCACCGGCAAGUUCUGUCCCCUGCGGUCCUUCCCAGACACCGUGUACAAGAAGCUGGUGCAGAGGGAGAAGACCCUGAAGGUGAAGGGCGUGGACCGCACCCCCUACCUGGGGGACGUGGCGGUGGUGGUGCAUCCUGGGAAAAAGGAGAUGGGGACGCCGUUGGCAGACACUCCCACUCGGCCCGUCACCCGGCACGGGGGCAUGAGGGACCUGCAUGAGUCCAGCUUCAGCCUGUCCGGCUCUCAGAUUGACGACCACGUCCCCAAGCGCGCAUCGGCAAGGAUCCUCGCCCCCCCAGGAGGCCGUUCCAGCGGCAUUUGGUAAAGGCUGAGAGCAGACCCCCAAGUGAGGACACAGCACUGCCACCAGCACAGCACCCCCUCCAGCCGGCACCUCCAUGGGGCAGGAGAGGUGGAGCUGGGUGGCAGCAUCCUCUGUGGGGGUACCCCACUUCUACGUGUGACCCACUGUGCUUCAAGCCCCGAACAGGCACUUUGAGACGAGUCUGUCCCUCCUGCUGCAGCCCCUCCUACCUGGGGGCCUAGCCAGCGCCCCCCAACUCCUCCUGCACCGCCUUCCAUGCGUCGUCCGGAUGUCAACGCCUGCCCCUGGCCAUCCCUCCAGCUUUUGGAGCACUUUGAGAGGCAAAGGGGGCCCGAGACAGCCACCCCUGCGGCUAGUCUUCCUUCUUAGGGGUCUCACGGGGGGUGUGGCUGGGACCUCGGCCAGCUGCUCUGGGGCUCACUCCCCAUGGGGUGGGGUGGGCCUCUCGUGUACAGGAUUUUGUUUUGCACGUUUGGUUUGCGCGGUGGUUUGGUUUGACUUGUUCGUGCAUCUGUGAAGACUGACGGUGCUUCGUGACUAGCAUAGUGUAGAAACGGGAGUAGAUGUGGACUGGAGACGCUGCACUGGGACCGGCUGGGUGGGGUGCGGUGGGGCGGCCCUCUUCCCUCUCCACCCCAGAGUCUUCUGCGAUGCUCACCCUUCCCCACCUAGAUGCCUCCACUAAGAAGGGAAACUUGGGACCCUCCCCCAGCAGCUCGGUGGUCUCUCUCCUCUUGGGACAAGCUCAGUGACACCCCCCCAUACACCCACACCCCAUCUUCCUGGGACCUCCCCCUGUGGAACUGAGGCCCUAGGGCCCGCUCCUCCUGUGUGAUUGGCAGGAGGGCUCAAGUCUGCUAGGAGAGGGGGAGCGGGGUGAGGAGGGAGAAAGGAUGAAUGAAGAGAGGGGCAGGAUGAUGGGGGAAUGGGAUAGGAGGGAGAGGGAUGAGGGGGAAUGGGGA